Messenger RNA from Odobenus rosmarus divergens (Pacific walrus), 908 nucleotides. It is a transcript of the gene RAB26, whose product is annotated as RAB26, member RAS oncogene family. Gene Ontology annotation, cellular component: trans-Golgi network transport vesicle; endosome; synaptic vesicle. Lineage: Eukaryota; Metazoa; Chordata; Mammalia; Carnivora; Odobenidae. Bases 141 to 908 code for a protein of 255 amino acids. Gene Ontology annotation, biological process: cellular response to insulin stimulus; Golgi vesicle fusion to target membrane; protein secretion. The record is from RefSeq and is a predicted model, not a curated record. The transcript is spliced from 9 exons. Gene Ontology annotation, molecular function: GTPase activity; GTP binding.
GGGGAGCAGGGCGCCGGGGAUGCUGCCGCCGCCGCUACAGCGGGACGGGGCCGGAUCCGCGUCGCGCUCAGCGAGCGCGGGGAGCAGGGCGGCCCGGGGCGCGGCGGCUGCAGCGGGAGCUCCCUGAGCGCCCGCCCGCCAUGUCCAGGAAGAAGACCCCCAAGAGCAAGGGGGCCAGCGCGCCCGCUGCCUCCGUGCUGCCCGCCGCCAACGGGUCCCGGCCGGCGCGCCCUGGGAUUGCGCGCCCUGGCCCCCAGGUGCGGCCCGACGGGCCCCCGCAGCUGGGCAGGCCCUCGCUUGGCAGCGGCGACUUCUACGACGUCGCCUUCAAGGUCAUGCUGGUGGGGGACUCGGGCGUGGGGAAGACCUGCCUGCUCGUGCGCUUCAAGGAUGGGGCCUUCCUGGCAGGGACCUUCAUCUCCACUGUGGGCAUCGACUUCCGGAACAAAGUUCUGGAUGUGGAUGGCAUGAAGGUGAAGCUGCAGAUCUGGGACACGGCUGGCCAGGAGCGGUUCCGCAGCGUCACCCACGCUUACUACCGCGAUGCCCAUGCGCUGCUGCUGCUCUAUGAUGUCACCAACAAGGCGUCCUUUGACAAUAUCCAGGCCUGGCUGACCGAGAUCCAGGAGUAUGCCCAGCAUGACGUGGUGCUUAUGCUGCUGGGGAACAAGGUGGACUCUGCCCAGGAGCGUGCGGUCAAGAGGGAGGAUGGGGAGAAGCUGGCCAAGGAGUACGGGCUGCCCUUCAUGGAGACCAGCGCCAAAACAGGCCUCAAUGUGGACUUGGCCUUCACAGCCAUUGCAAAGGAGUUGAAGCAGCGCUCCACGAAGGCCCCCAGUGAACCCCGCUUCAGGCUGCACGACUAUGUCAAGAGGGAGGGCCGAGGAGCCUCCUGCUGCACACCCUGA